Molecule: messenger RNA, 375 nt
Organism: Arctia plantaginis
Lineage: Eukaryota; Metazoa; Arthropoda; Insecta; Lepidoptera; Erebidae
Source: the annotation of a GenBank genome assembly
AUGAAAAGUGUAACAGAAAGACGACAACAGCGGCCAUAUGUGAGAUAUGUCGGGCAAGAUGUGCGUGGCGCGGGCGCUCGUAGUCAAGGGCGCCGAGGCAUGACGCGAGGGACGCUCGACGUGAAGCAUGCGCGGAGGACAGGAGCGCUCAUAUCGCGGGCAGCAGCGGGCUCGGCGAGCGCGGCACCCGCCGCACGCUGCCGCUCCACGCCUCCCCCAUCAUAUCCUCGUCUCCCUGCACACGCGCACUCGACAUACUCUCAGCAUCACACUCCUCAACUUCCCAACUCUGAGAUCGAGAGUUUGAUAUCGUUUACUAUAAGUAGGGCAGCUAGGAUAGCUCUAGAACGCCACUACCACGGAAGAGGAAAUUAA